AUGAAGAUGUAUAAACUUACAUAUACGCGCAAAAACGCACCAAGCACGCAAAGCCAUCACAUAAAAACCCUAGACAGGCCUGAGCAUAACAAUGGCUGGCGUACAGGGCUCCCCGGAAAGUCCCGUCGACAAAGUCGCUGGCAAAGAACAAGCUUUCGCCAGCUUCUCGUAUGCGACCUCCUGGGUCCCCGCUACGGCUGCGCCGCCCUCCUCAUGCUGUCGGCGACUGCCGUGUUCUGCAUGGCUAUGGUGUCAUCCGCCGCCGGGUACGUGGCGGCGAGGUUUGCGAUCGGCUUUUCGCUGGCGAACUUCGUCUCGUGCCAGUAUUGGAUGAGCACCAUGUUCAACGGAGAGAUCAUCGGCCUCGUCAACGGCGCCGCAGCCGGCUGGGGCAACAUGGGCGGCGGCGUCACGCAGCUCCUCAUGCCGCUGCUCUACGAGCUCAUCCGGGGCGCCGGGGCGCCUUCGUUCACGGCGUGGCGGAUUGCGUUCUUUGUUCCCGGGUGGCUGCACGGGUUGAUGGGCCUGUUGGUGUUAGGCUUGGGCCAGGAUUUGCCAGACGGAAACCCUGGUACCUUGCAGGAAAAUGGAGACGUAGCCAAAGACAAGUUUUCUAAGGUGCUAUGGUGUGCCAUUACAAAUUAUAGAACGUGGAUAUUUUUCCUUCUCUAUGGGAUGUCGCUUGGUGUUGAAUUAACCACUGACAAUAUAAUUGCCGAGUAUUUCUUUGAUAGGUUCAAUCUGAAGCUUCACACGGCCGGCACCAUAGCUGCCACCUUCGGAAUGGCCAACAUAGUGGCCCGACCGGCAGGAGGCCUACUUUCGGACCUGGCUGCCAGGCGGUUCGGCAUGCGCGGCCGCCUCUGGAAUCUCUGUCUCCUCCAGACUCUGGGUGGCGUCUUCUGCAUCUGCCUCGGCCGCGCCGCCACCCUUCCUGCCUCCGUGGCCUCCAUGAUCCUGUUCUCCGCAGGUGCCCAGGCGGCCUGCGGCGCCACCUUCGGCAUCAUCCCUUCAUCUCCCGCCGCUCACUCGGCGUCGUCUCAGGAUCAGCGGGGCGGGAGGGAACUUUGGUUCAGUCCAAAGCACUCCACCGCAGCAGGGAUUACGAAGAUGGGUGUCAUGAUUGUCUUGUGCACUCUGCCGACAGCGCUUGUGCACUUCCCGCAGUGGGGGAGCAUGUUCCUGCCGCCGGCAAAUAAUGUGGAGAGGUAUAGCGAGGAGUGGUAUUACGGGUCAGAGUGGACCGAGGAGGAGAAGCGGAUUGGUUUGCAUACAGGGAGCCUGCGGUUCGCCGCGAACAGCCGGUUGGAGAGAGGCCGCCGGGUUCCCUCUCUAUCCACUCCGUCGGAUUCAACGUCGGCGCAUGUUUAG
Molecule: messenger RNA, 1371 nt
Organism: Thlaspi arvense
Lineage: Eukaryota; Viridiplantae; Streptophyta; Magnoliopsida; Brassicales; Brassicaceae
Source: the annotation of a GenBank genome assembly